AUGCUGGGUGCCGUAGAGUGGGCGCUAGUGGCGGAUCACUUGCUGAACGGUGGUGCCUGGACAAUUGGGGUUUCGCCAGAGAAGCGGGAUCAACUGCGCGACGUCCUCAACCUCAUGCUGACGUGCCGCUCGCUGUACCACAACCUCCCGUGGGCCAUGCCAAAGUGGCGGGCGGCGCGUGGGUUCCUGUGCAGGUUUGUUCCACACUGGCUCGAUACAUUUCAACAGGACGGCGCCGACGCUGAUGCUGCUGCUGCUGCUGCUGCUUCGCAGUGGCUGCUGAACCGCUUUCUGGUGUAUUCCUGGCUCGGGUUCACGUGGGAGAGCACAUGCCCCUUUAUCAUCAAACUACGCCAAGGCGAGGCACGCCACAACUUGAAACAUCCGCUUCGAGCCGACUUUCAACGAUAUGUGCGCAUCAACUUUGACUCUUUGGAGCAGCUCCAAUCGUGGCUUGAUGAUGGGGAGUUGAGGGAGACGGUGAAGAUGAAGAUGGAGGAGGAGGAGGAGGAGGAUGGAUAG
This is a messenger RNA of Salpingoeca rosetta, 522 nucleotides long. RefSeq lists its product as uncharacterized. The record is from RefSeq and is a predicted model, not a curated record. The transcript has a single exon. Bases 1 to 522 code for a protein of 173 amino acids. Lineage: Eukaryota; Choanoflagellata; Craspedida; Salpingoecidae.